AUGAAUCCCACUGGUGAUGGAGAGCCCCAGUCCGGAACCACUGACAGUGGCAUUCAAUGGACUCGAGUUACCCCCGAAGAGUCUCUCAGUGUGAAUGCCGGGCCCACCGAUGACAAGAAGCACACAUCACCUCCACCACAACUGGAACACCCAGUGGCGUCCCAGGCACAGCCAGCCAACCGGGUCUCCUGUUACCAGUUCGCCACAACAACAACCACAGGACUCAUCUUCUGUCAGAUCUGUUACCCUGAGGUUGUCCUGGAGGAAGAGACCUUUGAAACUUCAGACUCCUCUGAACCGUGGAAUGUGGCAGCCUUUUUGACAGGAGACUUCUGUCAGUUCCUGGGACUCCUGGAUGAUGAGAAUCCACAGAUGUCAAACACAUAUGAGAUCCACUGUCCUCUGGACCAGAGAGAGGGCGCAAAGGAGGUGCUAGAGAGUUCACCCUGUACCAGCUUGAUUCGACGAUCAUCCACCAAGUUCUACGCUGUGAUCAAUGAUGAGCCGUUGACUUUGGAGACAUGA
This is a messenger RNA of Seminavis robusta, 525 nucleotides long. Lineage: Eukaryota; Bacillariophyta; Bacillariophyceae; Naviculales; Naviculaceae. The record is from the annotation of a GenBank genome assembly.